ACAGAGUUGACUGAAGAAAAUGAGGAGAAUGAAGAAUUGAGUGAAGCUGAGGGAAAAAAUCACUUCAAAACUGGAAAAAAACCUUUGAGUUGCUCUCAAACUCAGAAAGAUUUAAAGAAAAGAAGAGCCAAGAAAUCUUUCACCUGCACUCAGUGUGGAAAGAGAUGGACAUGCAAACAUCAUCUUAAACUUCACAUGAGAGUUCAUACUGGAGAGAAACCGUACGCAUGUGAUCAGUGCGGGAAGAGUUUCUCACAUUCAUCAAGCCUUAAGCAUCACAUGAACAUCCAAACUGGAGAGAAACUGCACACAUGUGAUCAGUGCGGGAAAACAUUUGUAAGAGCUUCACACCUGAAGCAGCACCUGAGAGUUCAUACAAAGGAGAAACCACAUUCAUGUUAUUUGUGUGGAAAGAGUUUUUCAUCACUACAGAGUUUGAAAGAACAUCAGAAAACACAUACUGGUGUGAGAGAGUACAUGUGCUUUGAGUGUGAGAAGACUUUUACUACAGCGAGCAGUUUAAAACGGCAUGAGAGGAUCCACACUGGAGAGAAACCACACACAUGUGAUCAGUGCGGGAAGAGAUUCACACAAUCAUCAAACUUUAAUUUGAAAGAACAUCAGAAAAUACAUACUGGUGUGAGAAAGUACAUGUGCUUUGAGUGUGAGAAGACUUUUACUUUAAUGAGCCAUUUAAAACUGCAUGAGAUGAUUCACACUGGAGAGAAACCUUACAAGUGUUCACACUGUGACAAGAGAUUCAGUCAGUCAUCAGCUCUGAAAACACACGAGAGGAUCCACACUAGAGAGAAACCGUAUCACUGCACUGCAUGUGGGAAGCGUUUCAAUAAUUCAUAU
Molecule: messenger RNA, 858 nt
Organism: Sinocyclocheilus anshuiensis
Lineage: Eukaryota; Metazoa; Chordata; Actinopteri; Cypriniformes; Cyprinidae
Product: zinc finger protein 239-like
Exons: 3
Biological process (GO): regulation of transcription by RNA polymerase II
Cellular component (GO): nucleus
Molecular function (GO): DNA-binding transcription factor activity, RNA polymerase II-specific; RNA polymerase II transcription regulatory region sequence-specific DNA binding
Source: RefSeq, a predicted model, not a curated record